AUGGAGGAGUGGAAUACAGCGAUCCUGCAGUCGGGCGCCAUGGGAGCUUUUUUGGCUCUAGGACCACAGUCUAUUCUUUCACGAGCAAGGUAUCUGCGCUAUACUGAUCGUCGGAUACCAAAGGCAGCUUUUGGUGCCCUUACUAUUGAACAACAAUUAACUCAUUCGACUCCCACUCACCGUGCUUCGUUCCUCACACGCCGCCACUCACGCGAACUCACCGCAGCCAUGCAGCAGCACGCCAUGUUCUCGUUACUCGUAGUUGCAGCCACGAUUGCGGGCUCACGUGCCCAAGAUUUCCCGACCGUUGUGACCUCCGUGGUGCCCUUCCCGACCACCAGCACCAUCCCCCCCGCACCGCCGGUCACCUUUGGCAGCGGACUCGAUUGCAACUUACAGCUCGGUGGCCAGGUGGUGAACGGACAGUGCGUCCGCAUCUUUAGCGACCACCAGGUCGGCGCCAUCGAGAACCCGACGGCCGCGUUCAAGCCCAACGUCUGCGACGGCACCUGCUACCCCUACCCGCCGGGUUUCGGAGCGAUACAUGUGACGGGCGAUGGGACCUUCGGCACCGACUGCCACGUCUUCUCGACAACGACGUGCGACCAGGGAUCGGAGCUCUUUGAUAACGGGAACACCAAGCAGUUCAAGGCCGCCAGUUUCGAUCCGAGUCAGACGGGGAGAUCGGUGCAGUGCUUUUUCAAGUGUUAG
Molecule: messenger RNA, 711 nt
Organism: Saxophila tyrrhenica
Lineage: Eukaryota; Fungi; Ascomycota; Dothideomycetes; Mycosphaerellales; Extremaceae
Exons: 2
Coding region: 1-711 (236 amino acids)
Source: RefSeq, a predicted model, not a curated record